AUGCCUGUCAUUCAUGUUGAAAAUGAUGAAACAUUUUUAAAUCAUUUAAGCCAUAAUGGAAUUGUUGUUGUUGAUUUUACUGCCAGUUGGUGUGGACCUUGUCAACGUAUUGCACCGGUAUUUGAACGUUUAUCACAAGAAUAUUCGGCUCGUGGUUUAAAAUUUUUAAAAGUUGAUGUUGAUGAAUGUCCGGAUACAGCACGUAAUAAUAAUGUACAGGCAAUGCCAACAUUUAUUUUCUUUAAAAAUUUGGUUGCUAUUCAUCGUAUGCAAGGUGCUGAUCCAACAAGUUUAGAAACAAAAAUACGUGAACUGGUUAAUUCACAAGAAAAUAUGGCUACAGCAUUAGCUGAAUCUGGUGUUGCCGGUUUUAUGGAUUUAUCAUCAUUCAUUAAUAAAUCACAAUCCGAAUGUUUGAAUGAAUGUGAUAAAAAUAAUCUUGGUCAUGCAUUAUUACCCGGUUCAGGAUUUUAUCUACAAUCUGAUUGUGAUGAACAACUAAUUAUAAAUUUGGCAUUUAAUCAACCGGUAAAAAUUCAUUCGCUAAAAUUAACAGCACCAGCAUCAAAUGGUCCAAAACAUUUGAAAUUAUUUAUUAAUCAACCACGUACAUUAGAUUUUGAUCAAGCAAGUACAAUGCAACCAAUUCAAACUAUUGAUGUUCAAGUUGAUGAUUUGAUUAAAUCAAAUCCGAUACCAUUACGUUUUGUUAAAUUUCAAAAUGUACAGAAUUUAAUUAUAUUUGUUGAAAAUAAUCAAUCAGGUACUGAUUGUACACGUAUCGAUAAUAUACAAUUAAUUGGUCAAACAGUAAGCAAUACAAAUAUGUCUGAAUUUAAACGUAUUGCAGGUAAAAAAGGUGAAAGUCAUUAAUUGAAAAAAAUGAUAAGAAUAACCAUGCAAAACAUUGUUUGCACAACAAAAAUGUA
Dermatophagoides pteronyssinus (European house dust mite) is the source of this 929-nucleotide messenger RNA. Its product is annotated as thioredoxin-like protein 1. Lineage: Eukaryota; Metazoa; Arthropoda; Arachnida; Sarcoptiformes; Pyroglyphidae. The record is from RefSeq and is a predicted model, not a curated record.